AGUUCAAAAAGAACGUCAUCCCCUUCAUACAUUUAACUUAGCAUUAGCCACAGCUAGCCUACCGCCCUUAAACGCAUUUCUACCACAGAGAAACAAGUAUGUUUCUCGUCAAUCAAUUUACCGUGCCUACCAUGACGUUGGAAGCCUUUCCCCGAUGCGGAGACGCGUCGAGAGGGAAGUUAGUCGUGUGAAAGGCAGCCCCGCUUCACAGCACUGCUAGCUACCUAGCUGAUGGACAGAAAGAGGCUAAUGUUUAAAGAAGCGCUAAGCCUAUCACAACAAGCCCAGCAGGCUCCUUAAACACAACCUACCUCUGAAGACAUAACAACAAGGACCUAAGGAAGACAGCUCAUCUCCUACAAAGCAACCGUGGGUCCCUGCAGACCAGAGCCAUGGGUGCCUUCCUGGACAAGCCCAAGACAGAGAAGCACAACUCCCACGGUGAAGGAAAUGGCAUCCGCUACGGGUUGAGCUCCAUGCAGGGCUGGCGAGUGGAGAUGGAAGAUGCUCAUACCGCCGCGCUGGGAUUGCCGACUCCCGGCAUGAUGGACUGGUCGUUUUUUGCGGUCUAUGAUGGCCAUGCAGGCUCAAAAGUUGCCAAUUACUGCUCAAAGCAUCUCCUGGAGCACAUAAUCAGUGCCAGUUUAGGGCCCGGAGGGCAGCAGAGCUCGCUGGCUGGUUCAGAGAGCACCACCAAUGACACCCCAGCAGUUGUUGUCCCCACAGUAGAGGCAGUGAAAGCGGGGAUCAGGACAGGCUUCCUGAGGAUAGACGAACACAUGCGCAGCUUCUCCGACCUACGAAAUGGCAUGGACCGAAGUGGCUCCACGGCCGUGGGCAUCCUUCUGUCGCCCCAGCAUUUCUUUUUUAUGAACUGCGGCGACUCUCGGGCCGUUUUGUACCGAAACUCCCAAGUGUGCUUCUCCACGCAUGACCACAAGCCUUGCAACCCACGCGAGAGAGAGCGCAUCCAGAACGCCGGCGGGUCUGUGAUGAUCCAGCGGGUGAACGGGUCGCUGGCUGUCUCCAGGGCCUUGGGGGACUACGACUACAAGUGCGUCGUCGGCAAAGGCCCCACUGAGCAGCUGGUGAGCCCCGAGCCGGAAGUUAACGAGAUGGUCCGGACCCCUGAGCAGGACCAGUUUGUGAUCCUGGCGUGCGAUGGGAUCUGGGAUGUCAUGUCCAAUGAGGAUCUGUGCGACUUUGUGAAAUCGAGGCUUGAGGUAUCUGACGACCUGGAGAGAGUCUGCAAUGAAGUGGUGGACACCUGCUUGCACAAGGGUAGUCGGGAUAACAUGAGUGUUGUGUUAGUGUGUUUGCCCAACACUCCCAAAGUGUCAGAAGAUGCUGUGAGGAGGGAUGCCGAGCUCAACCAGUACCUGGAGUCUCGAGUGGAAGAGAUGCUGUCCCGGCCAACCGACGAAGGUGUUCCCGACCUGGUCACGGUGAUGAGGAACCUGUCAGUAGACCGCAACAUGCCCUCUCUGCCACCAGGCGGAGGCCUCGCUAGCAAACGCAGUGUCAUUGAAGCAGUGUACAACCAACUAAGUCCACACAGAGAAGAAGAAGGGGUCAGUACUCAGUCGAUGCUAUCAAAGAUUUUGUCAAGUCUGCACCUCUCUUUUAGACGACAUCCCUAGCUUUGCUAUUUCACUUUGAAAGGUGGUCAUAUCCGUGUGUCAGUGACGUGCAGUCAGGGGAGGCAUGUGAGGCAGAGCCUCACCUGUCAUCAUGAAAAAUAAACCAAAUAAUGAUAACCUAAAAUAAAUAUUAAUGUUUGUCCAUUGAACUGUGUUAGAAAUGUAUUCUCAGUAUAAUUUCAAUCCUUUUAAACAUUUUAUUAAGCAAAAAUGAGUUUCCUGAUCAAAUACAGAGCAGAAACCCAGCAAGGCUGAGUCUCCUGUCGGCUUACUGCUUACUUAGUGCUGUGCACUCAUAGGCUAGGCCCUAGCUUAUGAGUUCACAGCACUCGGUGCAUUGAGUUGGAUGGAGAUUUCUGUUUGUCAGCAAGUUAACAAUAUACUCUAAUGUUUGCAGAAACAUUCAUUGUACACCAUGACUUUCUACAACCUGUGCAAUAUCGUUAAUGUAAGUGUGACGUUAUUCAUGUUAAUCGGACAAUAAAAUACAGAGAAAUGUCAUACGCUGAUGCGCACAGUAUUCCUCUUCACCGUGAAGGGGCGGGGCUCGCUGCCGUCCUUCUGUAGAGAGAAAAAGUCGGCGCCAGGGUUUUUUUCCUCUCCUCUUUUUCUUGUUAUCUUGUUACAUGUAUUAACAUAAAAAAAUGGAAAGGAAUCAGUGCCUCACCAGCCAUGAACCUCACCGCACGUCACUGCUGUGUGUGUGCGCGUGUGUGUGUGCAUAUGUGCGUGCGCACACAAACGCUUAAAACAGCAGGUCAGUGCCCCCCAUUGUUAAUAUCAAUGUGUAUAAAAUUUCUUUUUGCUAUUUUUUUGCUGCUAGGUCACUUUUUUUAAUGAUAUUGUUGCACACCUCACUGUUCUGAUAGCGUGUAGGGACUAGUUUCCUUCCAUUUCCCACCCAUUUUUCACACCCACCUACACUAAUACAGUUAAAAGGGAAGGCACUUUGCAGACCUACAAUAUGUCCAGGCCAAAAUUAAACUAAUGGGCUUUUAAAUGUAUGGGUCCAUGUUACACCUCCCUGGUAAGGCUUGGUAAAAUUACCGUCAAAAUGUGGUUUAAUUAUCUUUGUGUUGUGGGGGAAAAUGGUGUCAGUUCUACAAUAAGUGCUGAAGGACAUAUUGGACAUAUACACUCACAGGUCGAGCUUGCAUCAUUAAUGAUAUUACCCAUCCAUCCAUUUUCUUUGCCGCUUGUCCUCAUUAGGGUCAUGGAUGAGCUGGAGCCUAUCCCGGCUGACUUUUGGGCGAGAGGCAGGGUACACCUUGGACUGGUCAACAGUCAGUCACAGGGGACAUAUAGACAAACAACCAUUCACACCUAUGGACAGUUUAGGUGUCCAAACUGUUUCUACCGAGGGCCACAUGCUUAAAAAUGAAAGGAUGCAAGUUUGAAAAAACACACCUCAGCUUUGUACGUGUUAUUAGAAUGAACUUUGGUCUUUGCUCUUAAAGUACAGUCGUCAAUCGCUACAUCGCGGUUCGAACAUGGCGUCCUCACUCUAUCAUGUUUUUUUACAAAGUAAUUAAUAAAUGUUUGCUGUUCCAUGGUUGAAUAUGACCCAUUAGUCAAAAAAUAAAAAUGCAUUUUUCAGCAAAUUGUACUUAUUCUCGGCCUAAAUUAAGCAUUUUCAAACAUAAAAAUGACUAAAUUAAAUAAUCAAAUUCAUUAAAUCCACAUUAAAUGUGAAUAUAGUAAAAUUUGUCUUUUUUGGUGUAGUAUUCUCCAUUGGCCACUAGGUUUGGGUGUUCGGUGAGACAGGCACAAGAUAACAGGCACAAUAAUAAUAACAUAACAAUAUGACAGGCUACUGUUGGGGUCAUAACCAACGAAAAGCUAAAACUCAACUCUGAACUGCCGACGUCCCUUCCUGUCCUCUUCACAUCUGUCCACACACCACUUAAGGUCCGCCAGGGAACACAUUCACUGUGACACACACGAGCAGGAGUUUUAUUGACGUUUUAAAUGGCUUAUUUACUCCUGUUAUGUCUACUAUAUUGGGUUGUAUGAGUAUAAAGCCGCUUAAAGCCGCCAUGGCAAUACAUUGAUGAGACAAUAGCCACCGCAGGAAGUACACUGUCCAGAAAAACAACAAGGAACUGCUAAUGUGUCAGUCUGUCAUGUUAUUUAUGUCUAAUAUGGCUUAUUUUUUCUGAUUAUAUCUACAAUAUUGGGUAAUACAAAUGUAAAGGUGACUAUAUGGGUGUUAUUUCAUGUCUAGAGGGCUCUAAUAAUAUUAAAAAACAUAUUUAGAAGAUUGGAAACAGGUUUUCUAUGCCAUAACUACAAAUCACACUUUGUGGAACUUCACUUAUUGCGGUCGAGUCUGGAACCAAUUUACCGCGAUAAAUGAGGGACUGGACUGAUAAGUUAUGGGAGUGCGUACGUAACCACAAAACGUCGUAACAGGAGGACCGCCUGUAAUAAUUUCUGAACCAAUCAAGUGAAAUUGGAUAAUUCCCCACGACCCAAUUAUGUGCCACGACACAGUGGUUGGGAAUCACUGGCCUAACAUGGAUGCUUUUGGGAUGUGGGAGGAAGCUGGAGUAUAUAUUUUGUAUUGAACCCCAUGACAUGAAGGUGUACCAAAUUUUGUGUCCUUAGAGACGCAAACGAGCACAUUAGGGCGGUAAGUGCACACGUAGAGGGAUGCAGAGAGUGUCUAACUGUGUCUUCACCCUCUGCUUAACGCAGCCCUCCUGUUUCAUUUGGUAAGUGAUCACAUAUAUAAAUGUUUUGCCCAUCCCUUUCUCUCCGCCCUCCCACUUCCUCUCACCUCCACACAUGUAUCCUCACAAUUAACAGUCUUGCAGGCAUGUGGAGUGGCCACCUUCUCUGUCCCCAUCCGUGUCCACUCCUGCGUCAUGUAUGCUGACAGCGUCCACUGUCCAAAGUUUUUUCAGGUCCCUUUAUGUCACAAACACGCAUGCACUGUCUGCACACGCAUGCACCGCCCCCUCAUUGCGGGUCGUUUUCACAACAGCAACAACCCCCUGUCUCUGUCGUUUUCCUUCAACAAGACCAAGAACGUUCUUGGACCUUUGCUGCAGGCCUGAGAGGCUACCAGCUGAAAGUGUGCCCUGGCUUACUCUGCUUUAACUUUUCAUUUGUGUUCAGGUAGAAACUGGGGAGUGCAACCUCUCUACGUUAUCAACUGUGCUCUCUCCUUUCCUUCUAAUCUUCUUUCUAUUCUUCUGUUGUUGUUUUUUCCCUCUCGCUGGCGUUCCCCUGGCAGAGCGGCGCUGACCUGGAGUGUCACUGGUAGACGUUCAGAACAACUUCCUGAUCUGCCGGGUGGAUUUAAAACCGAAAAGGUCUAGGAUCACAAGUGUUGGUUUCUUUACAUUUUCCCCCACGCUGAAAGGCCAGUUGAAGUAGUCCUGAUGGGGAAAACAUGGGAGUAAGUGUACGUGUCUCUCUUUUUUUUUUUUUUUUUUUUUUUUUUUUUUUGGACUGCUCCCUUUCCCCACUUCUUGAGAUUUCUUGAAGAACCUCACAUCACCUGUCCACCAUUUCCAAAGCAUCCUCUCCUGGACCGCUACUAAAAGGGGAUUAAGGAGUGAACUUUAAGCAGUAUUUAUCUGAAAACUACCUUAUGACAUGAAUAGCCAUGAAGUCCAAAGACCCGCUGGCUCAAAGAAUCAGUCACAUGCCCGAACACAAGAGGGCGCUCAGUGGAGUUCGGCUGGUUCAAAGUGAUGUCAAGCCGGUGCGGAUCCUUUUGCACAUGCUUCCUCCUCAACUCACCACUUCAUCAGUAUUCACACGACCCAACACAUGUGGUUGUCAUGUACAAUAAUAUCCUUUACAAUUUCUAAUAAUAAUAACACAGAGGUGUGUAUUUUGAGUUAGAUGACAGCCACGUGGCCUGACACAUUAUGUGCGUAUGUGAUUUGUCUGUGGGCAUACAUGGUACUCACACAAACAGUAUUCCCACAUGAUAACGUUCCAAAGACUCAACACACAGUCCUGCUUGUGCUGCCAAUUCCUUUUGUGAUUUGUAAAAUCAAUAAAUAAUGCCAAAACGUCAAUUUCAACUCUUGAAAUGUUUGCUUUCUUUGUAUUCCAAAGCUUAAGCUUAUAUUAUUUUGUGGUUGUACACUUUUUUUGUGUCAUACAAACUUAUCUGAGGUACCUCGUGACAUUUUGACACUAUCAUGCGUUUCCGCUGAGGCCUUGUCCUUAUCGAAAUCUUGUACAUUGGAAUUGAUACUAAAAGUUGAGCGAUAUUGUGCUAAACCUCGUUAUAAAAAAUGCUGCGUUGAAACUAGCUCUUUCAAGUACAGUCAAACCUCGGCUUUCUUACGCCCCAGUUUUAGUAUUUUUUGAUAUUCGUAUAAAACGUUUGCCUCUGGUUUUGUACAGUAUUUCACAAAACAAACUAGUCCGUUCGCCCUGUACUGUAUAUUGUUCCGCAAAAUUCAGUGUCCAAACAAAGCACCGUACACGUUGCUGACUCGCUCUCCGUGCAUUUUUUUAUUGUGUGGCUGCUAAAUAACCCGCCAUGGGGCCAAAGAAAGUUGCGAGUGCCGGUGCUUUGAUAAAUAAGGUGAGAAACUAUUGAAUUUAAUUUGAUCCGCAUCAACAAUGUUCCAUCAUUUGUCAUUCAUAAUUAUUUGUUUUCUGCAUGCAAAACUAUAUAAAGUAUAUUUCUGGUAAUAUUUUUGGGUUUUCAUCAUGGGGAAAAUAGCUUUGAU
Molecule: messenger RNA, 6340 nt
Organism: Dunckerocampus dactyliophorus (ringed pipefish)
Lineage: Eukaryota; Metazoa; Chordata; Actinopteri; Syngnathiformes; Syngnathidae
Gene: ppm1ba
Product: protein phosphatase, Mg2+/Mn2+ dependent, 1Ba
Exons: 5
Coding region: 393-1640 (415 amino acids)
Biological process (GO): positive regulation of canonical Wnt signaling pathway; negative regulation of canonical NF-kappaB signal transduction; protein dephosphorylation
Cellular component (GO): cytosol; nucleus
Molecular function (GO): protein serine/threonine phosphatase activity; manganese ion binding; magnesium ion binding
Source: RefSeq, a predicted model, not a curated record